AUGUCGCUGUUGACCUCAGACAAGACAAACCUGCAACACAGUAGACAUCUGCAACGACGGUCAAUGUUUGCAAGGUGCUCAGCCAGGGCAUCGAGCAAUUUGAACCAUGCUGCUCAACCACCAGCCCUGAGGAUCGCUCCUCGCUUCAAAUCCACCACCUCAGAAACUUCGCCAGACCCCAGCAGCCGGCCGAAAUCUCGUGUCUCAAAGCGCAGCGUCUUUGUCGCGGCAUGGACGGCCCUGGGUGUAGUUGCCGGGUGGCAGAUAUACAAUUACAACUCCAAGCGUGACUCUUUCGUGGCAUACACGUUGGUCUCAAAACAACCCGUCUCGUCGACCGCCAGCAUAUUCCACUUGGAACCUAAACAGCCCUCGUCCAAUUUCGAGAAGUACAAAGAGGCAUGGAGGAAGGGAAUAUGGAAUGUGGACUUCAAGCAGCCUCAACUUCAAAUCGUGAGAGCCUACACUCCCCUCCCACCCGUCGAAGAAGGCACAGAUGCAGAAAAGAAGAACAAGGAGAAGCACGAUGAGCUGCGCUUCCUCAUCCGCAAAGAUCCCCACGGCGAGGUGUCCAGCUAUCUACACAAACUGCCCAUCGGGGCUGAGAUCGAGAUGCGCGGACCCAAUCUGGAGUACGAAUUGACUCCUGAUGUGCGACAGAUUGUCUUCUUCGCAGGCGGGACGGGCAUUGCGCCAGCACUCCAGAUCGCGCACGCGCUUUUUGAGGGGCACAACGACGACCAUGGCGAUGACUCCGGACGGCAACAAAAGGGAAAUAGCAAGACAAAGAACUUGCAUAUUCUCUGGGCGAGCAGGAUGCGCGAAGACUGCGCAGGCGGGGUGAGCGACGCCGCUCCGUCUGAGACCGUACCGCCCAAACCCACAUGGUCGGGUCUCUUCUCACGGCCAAAGGCAAAAAAGCCAAACACCCCGCCACCCCAGUCCUCAGAAAAAGGUCUGAUCGUGAAGGAACUGGACGCCCUCAAGGAGAAGUACCCGGGCCAAGUGACGGUCGAGUACUUUGUCAACGCAGAGGAUACGUGGAUCGACGAGGAUGCCGUUUUCAGGGCCCUGUCGCGUUUCGACGAUAAAGAAUUCAGCGCUGGCACCGCCGCCCCGGGCCAGAGACAGAUCUUGAUCUCGGGCCCGCCCGGCUUCAUCUCGUACCUUGCCGGGCCCAAGGAGUGGAGAGGUGGGAGAGAAGAGCAAGGCCCCGUCAGCAGGAUCGUCGCCCAUGCCAUCUCGAAGAAUCCGCAUGAUGUUACCGUGUGGAAGAUCUGA
Molecule: messenger RNA, 1281 nt
Organism: Exophiala spinifera
Lineage: Eukaryota; Fungi; Ascomycota; Eurotiomycetes; Chaetothyriales; Herpotrichiellaceae
Exons: 1
Coding region: 1-1281 (426 amino acids)
Molecular function (GO): oxidoreductase activity
Source: RefSeq, a predicted model, not a curated record